AUGAGAAAUACUGUAACAUGUGCUGCCGACAGGUCAGUACUGAGCUCCUGCUUCUGUGAAGUGGAGCACAGCGUGAGAACCGCUUUAGACUGUGGUACCGUCUACGGUCAGACUGUGGUACCGUCUACAGUCAGACUGUGGUACCGUCUACAGUCAGACUGUGGUACCUUCUACGGUCAGACUGUGGUACUGUCUACAGUCAGUCUACAGUCAGACUGUGGUACUGUCUACAGUCAGUCUACAGUCAGACUGUGGUACAGUCUGACUGUAGACGUCUACAGUCAGACUGUGGUACCGUCUACAGUCAGACUGUGGUACCGUCUACAGUCAGACUGUGGUACCGUCUACGGUCAGACUGUGGUACCGUCUACGGUCAGACUGUGGUACUGUCUACAGUCAGUCUACAGUCAGACUGUGGUACCGCCUACAGUCAGACUGUGGUACUGUCUACAGUCAGUCUACAGUCAGACUGUGGUACCGUCUACAAUCAGACUGUGGUACCGUCUUCAGUCAGACUGUGGUACCGUCUACAGUCAGACUGUGGUACCGUCUACAGUCAGACUGUGGUACCGUCUACAGUCAGUCUACAGUCAGACUGUGGUACCGUCUAGUCAGUCUACAGUCAGACUGUGGUACCGUCUACAGUCAGACUGUGGUACCGUCUACAGUCAGACUGUGGUACCGUCUACAGUCAGACUGUGGUACCGUCUACAGUCAGACUGUGGUACCGUCUACGGUCAGACUGUGGUACCGUCUACGGUCAGACUGUGGUACCGUCUACGGUCAGACUGUGGUACCGUCUACAGUCAGACUGUGGUACCGUCUACAGUCAGACUGUGGUACCGUCUACAGUCAGACUGUGGUACCGUCUACAGUCAGACUGUGGUACCGUCUACAGUCAGUCUACAGUCAGACUGUGGUACCGUCUACAGUCAGUCUACAGUCAGACUGUGGUACCGUCUACAGUCAGACUGUGGUACCGUCUACAGUCAGACUGUGGUACCGUCUACAGUCAGACUGUGGUACCGUCUACAGUCAGACUGUGGUACCGUCUACAGUCAGACUGUGGUACCGUCUACAGUCAGACUGUGGUACCGUCUACAGUCAGACUGGGUACCGUCUACAGUCAGACUGUGGUACCGUCUACAGUCAGACUGUGGUACCGUCUACAGUCAGUCUACAGUCAGACUGUGGUACCGUCUACAGUCAGACUGUGGUACCGUCUACAGUCAGACUGUGGUACCGUCUACAGUCAGUCUACAAUCAGACUGUGGUACCGUCUACAGUCAGACUGUGGUACCGUCUACAGUCAGACUGUGGUACCGUCUACAGUCAGACUGUGGUACCGUCUACAGUCAGACUGUGGUACCGUCUACAGUCAGACUGUGGUACCGUCUAAAAUCAGACUGUGGUACCGUCUACAGUCAGACUGUGGUACCUUCUACAGUCAGACUGUGGUACCUUCUACAGUCAGACUCUGGUACCGUCUACAGUCAGACUCUGGUACCGUCUACAGUCAGACUGUGGUACCGUCUACAGUCAGUCUACAGUCAGACUGUGGUACCGUCUACAGUCAGUCUACAGUCAGACUGUGGUACCGUCUACAGUCAGACUGUGGUACCGUCUACAGUCAGACUGUGGUACUGUCAGACUGUGCUACUGUCAGACUGUGCUACAGUCAGACUGUGGUACCGUCUACUGUCAGGCUGUGGUACCGACUCUACAGUCAGGCUGUGGUACCGUCUGGACACUACACUCGGACUGUGGUACCGUCUGGACACUACACUCGGACUAUGGUACCGUCUGGACACUACACUCGGACUGUGGUACCGUCUGGACACUACACUCGGACUGUGGUACCGUCUGGACACUACACUCGGACUGUGUUUUCAGCUUUAG
This is a messenger RNA of Knipowitschia caucasica, 1899 nucleotides long. The record is from the annotation of a GenBank genome assembly. NCBI's taxonomy places the organism in Eukaryota, Metazoa, Chordata, Actinopteri, Gobiiformes, Gobiidae.